AUGACCCGGGCCUUUGAACGCCUUUCCCCUUCAUUCCGGAAGCGACUCGAGGGCCUCAGAGCCGUCCACACCACGGCGAACCCGAUCAUGCGCGAGAUCCGCGACAACGGCCCGGAUUCCGUCCUUCGUCGCCCAAUUACUCGAACCAUCCACCCAGUCGUAGUGGUACACCCCGUCACCAAAAAGAAGGCACUGUUUGUCAACUCUUCUUAUACCCAGAGCAUUGUUGGCUGGGACGAGGAAGAGUCAGACUACAUGCUGAAGUUCUUGUUCGACCACAUCAAUCGCGGGCAUGAUUUCUGCUGCCGCGUGCGAUAUGAGCCUGGUACGGUGGUGAUCUGGGAUCAGAGAGUGACGCAGCAUUCGCAGACUUUGGAUUAUUCAGCUGGAUCUCGAAGACAUGCUUUCCGGUUGACUCCCUUGGCUAAUGUGCCGAUUCCGAGUUUGGUUGAAGAGGACGAUGGGGACUGUGCGAAGGAUGAAGGAAGGAUGAUGCUUAAUCUCUGCUAG
This is a messenger RNA of Penicillium atrosanguineum, 510 nucleotides long. Its product is annotated as TauD/TfdA dioxygenase family protein. Lineage: Eukaryota; Fungi; Ascomycota; Eurotiomycetes; Eurotiales; Aspergillaceae. The coding region runs from base 1 to 510 and encodes 169 amino acids. The transcript has a single exon. The record is from RefSeq and is a predicted model, not a curated record. Gene Ontology annotation, cellular component: cytoplasm. Gene Ontology annotation, molecular function: 2-oxoglutarate-dependent dioxygenase activity.